Mytilus californianus (California mussel) is the source of this 1439-nucleotide messenger RNA. RefSeq names its product cyclin-C-like. Gene Ontology annotation, biological process: positive regulation of transcription by RNA polymerase II. Gene Ontology annotation, cellular component: mediator complex; nucleus. The transcript has 11 exons. The record is from RefSeq and is a predicted model, not a curated record. NCBI's taxonomy places the organism in Eukaryota, Metazoa, Mollusca, Bivalvia, Mytilida, Mytilidae. Bases 172 to 1014 code for a protein of 280 amino acids. Gene Ontology annotation, molecular function: cyclin-dependent protein serine/threonine kinase regulator activity.
AAUCGUUUAUGAACAUCCGGAAUUAUUUUUUUUUUGUGUUUUUCCCCCAGCAAAAAAUAAUAACAUUACAGAUAAGACAGAUAAGACUAAACUGGAAAACAAGUAUCAUUAAUACGCCAGUGCGAUAAAGUUGUGUUGAUAGUAUGAUUUGAUACUGAAACGCAGUUGAAAAUGGCAGGAAACUUCUGGCAAAGUUCUCAUUUCCAACAGUGGGUGUUAGAUCCACCAGAACUGUUUAAGAAUAGACAGGCUGAUUUAAAUGUUUUAACUGAGGAUGGGUACCAGAAGAUAAUGAUAUUUUUUGCAAACUUUAUUCAGUCUCUCGGGGAACAGCUAAAAUUGAGACAACAGGUUAUUGCUACAGCAACGAUAUACUUCAAAAGAUUUUAUUCUAGAAACUCGCUGAAGUGUAUUGAUCCAUGGCUUAUGGCACCAACAUGUGUAUUCUUGGCUUCUAAAGUAGAGGAAUUUGGUGUUAUAUCAAACACAAGGUUAAUCAGUACUUGUCAAGCAGUAGUGAAGAACAAAUUCUCUCAUGCACAUCCACUAGAAUAUCCCUACAGAAUAAACUUAGUGCUAGAGUGUGAAUUUUAUUUACUGGAGAUGAUGGAUUGUUGUUUAGUACUGUACCAUCCCUACAGACCUUUAACAGAGUACUUUAAAGAACUACAGCAAGAUGAAUCUCUCUUUCCAUUGGCUUGGAGAAUAGUAAAUGACAGUCUUAGAACAGAUGUGUGUUUAACAUAUCCACCUUAUUUGAUAUCUUUAGCAUGUUUACAUAUAGCAUGUGUUAUACAACAGAAAGACCUGCGACAGUGGUUAGCUGAAUGUAAUGUAGAUAUGGAUAAGAUUCUUGAAAUUUCAAGACAGAUUUUGGCUUUGUAUGAGUUAUGGAAAAGUUAUGACGAGAAAAAAGAAAUUGCAGCUAUUUUAGAAAAAAUGCCAAAGCCAAAUACAAGUCCAACACCAACGUCUGCUCAAGAUGGAAGUCAACAAUCACAAUCUGUACAGUGAUUGGAGGAUUGAUUCUAAUUUAUUCCUGAACUUUUACCCAAUGAUGAAUGUUCAUUGAAAUUAUAUCACAACUACGAGAACCAUUGGACAAGUGCAUUAUAAUAAAAUUUGUAAUUUACUUUAUGAGGUUAUGUUAACAUCAGGGUCUUUUCAAUGGUUCUAGGUAAUUGCUUCAAUAAGUAAAUAUGUUUUGUACUGUUCAUCAAUAUGUUGUGAAGUAUUGUAUUUUGAAAUUAAAAUUUGAUCCAACAAUUGAAAAUUUCUAUGAACUAUAAAAAACUAUUAUCUUUAGGAUGGAGAGACCAGAAAAAUGUCAGAGAAAUACAGAUAUUUUCCAUAUUAUGAAGUAAGAUUAAAAAAAUGUAUUUGUGUAGGAAUGCAAAUUUAUCAUUAAAAAAUGUAUUAAAUAAACUCACAUUACAUGA